AUGUUCUUAUCAUUUAAAGCUUUUUUUGAUUCAAAUUCCUUGAUGUUAAAUACUGGAUUAGCAAGUGUUUAUACUGUCACAGUUACAUCAGAAUCCUUACCAGCUGAUUUAGUCACACUAGAGAAUCCUGGUAGACAGUACACAGUUAGUGACACCGCAUGUGUUAACAAGGUGGAAGAGCAGGAGACUAGUUAUUUAUACAACACUGGGGCUGGUGCGUUGGCGUUUUUUAUUUGUCUGAUCAUCGCUUUAGUUCUAGUGGCCCUGUUUUUCUUAAUCUGGAUCAAAGUGUUGAAGAAGACUCCUCCAUUUAGUGUAGUGGAACCAGACAUGAAAGCAAGCAAACAUGGGCAGGGACGUGGGUUGAUCAUGAAUGCUAAAGACGCCAUGAAGACCGGCUUCAAUGCUAUCAAAGAAUACAGUAUCAUUGCUAUAGAUGAAAGUAUAGUGUACAUAUUGACUCUCAAAGACAAACUGAGUAUAUACAGAGAAUUGGAUAAUUUGGAUGUGCUAGCCACCAUUACUGUUGACAUAGAGUUAGAAAUCCAAAGAAUUGACAUGAUGAUAGAAUCAGUCUUGUACCUAGUGCAGAGUUUACGGAUGAACAAGGACAUCACCAAACAGGUUGAAGACAAAUGCAUCAGUAAAUUCCAAAGAAACAUCAAAGAUUUGAAUAAAAAGCUGAAUGAUGAAUAUCGAUUGGAAUCGGCUACGCUGAUCAAACGAUUGAGUUCACAGAAUAAGGGUAAACUUUAUCAAUUACACAAAAAGCAUGAAGUGGAAAAAGAAGAAGCAAAAGAUAAAACUAAAGGAAUGACUGAUGAUGAACGCAAAGAUUUAAUGGAUUUAAUAGAUAAACAGCAUCAAGCAGAGGAGAACGAAUUGACUCAUUUACUUAAACUGGAGCAGGAUGAAGAACAGGAAAAACUUCGAAAGGAAUUUGCAAUUCGAAAACGGAUGGCAGUGAAAGCGAUCCAACAUCAACUACUGGAUGAUGUCAAAACUGAAGGCAACCUUACAGAAGAGCAAGCUGAUUGGUUGAUGAAACAGCACAAGAAAAACAUGAACACGCUUGAGAAAUUCAUGGAUGAUGAAAUUUCCAGACAGCGUAUGUUGCUAGAUGAGAAGUUAGCAAGGAGAAGAGCAUUGGCUGAAUCUAAGGAAGAUCAAGAAGACUACCACAGAGAUGUGCUGAAUACCAUGGCAACUCAGCAGAUGGGAAUGGUACAGACUUUAGCAAAAAAUGAGAGACUGACUGAAGCACAAGCUGAGGAAAUGCUGGCGAGGAUUCAGAAAGACCUUCUGGCGUUGAAGAAGAAAUUUGACAAUGAGCAAACCCGGCAGGAUGAGGCAUUACAUAAACGAUUAAGCGAACUGAAAAAAAGGAGAAUUGAACAGAAGGAGCGUGAGCACAAACAAGAACUUGCGGAUUUGGAAAAGAAACAGAAAAUUAAAUCUCAAAACGGUAAUGUUGAUCCGCAAGGCUACAUUGAAGCCAAAGAACAUCUCUUAUCCCAACAGCGUGGUGAAUUGAACGACCUGGAAAACCAACUCGAUGAAGAUGCCGCUAAAGAAUUGGAGCAAGUCAGGGCACAGCACGUCAAGAAAGUACAGCAUGAUAUUAAGAAUAGUAGCGAUAAACUAUGUAAAGAACUUGGAAACAAAGCUGGUCUAGAUGAAGAGAUGAAAAAUGAAAUCAUGGCUCAACACGAACGAGAUCUUGAGAAAUUACUUGAGACUAGAGAAGAAGAAAGAUCUAAGCAUGAAAGAAUUCUGAAGAAACGUUUAGCGAAGAACAGAAAGGAGUGGGCUAAAAGAAAAGAAGUUGAGAAAGAAGAGCAACAGAAGAUCAGAGAACACGAAGAGCAGAUGGUGGGACGAUUGAUGGCAACGCAAGUUGUAAUGUCAAAUGCGGACAGAGACAAGAUACUCCAAGAACACGAAAAACAACUAGUAAAACUUGAGAAUAGUCUUACAUUAAAUAAACUGAGACAGAAGCGCAAAUUGGAGGAGAAGAUGUCGGCGAAGAAAGCUAAACAACUUGAGAAGCUUGAGAAAAGACAGCAUCAGGAGUCUCAGCUCGGCGUUCCGCGUUUCUCAGCAGCACGCAGAGCCCAUGAAAAUACGUGGUACAGUGGUGCUCGUCUUAGCAACGUGGAACGUCUUAUGAUGUAG
Molecule: messenger RNA, 2175 nt
Organism: Saccoglossus kowalevskii
Lineage: Eukaryota; Metazoa; Hemichordata; Enteropneusta; Harrimaniidae
Product: limbin-like
Biological process (GO): smoothened signaling pathway
Cellular component (GO): ciliary membrane; plasma membrane protein complex
Source: RefSeq, a predicted model, not a curated record